UCGAGGAAAUACAAGGAAACGGAAAGCAACUGGAAGAGACGCGGCGUCGUUUGGCCAUUGAGGGCUCAUCUUUGAUCAUAAAAGGAGUCUGGUGGAUAAACCGUGAAAGUGCCAAUAUUUCGCGAAUAAAAGUACGUCGACCAUAUACGCGACGCUAUACAGAAACGGAUGGGCUGGCGCGCAUCGAACGGUAAAAUCGAAGCAAAAUUGACGGCGCCACGAACGAGCAUCUCGCUGGAAGAAUAUGAGGCCGUUGUGUGAGCGCCGGUUCGAUCGAGGAGAAUUAAUUUCCCUUCCGGUCAUCGGGUCACGGCGAAAUGAGCGUGCUGCCGAGAUUAAUCGUGUCUUCAUGAAAGCUCGGAUCUCACGUUAGUCGCUCGAUCAGCAAACAACAAGCGGUCUCUUCUCGACCCAUGAACGGGUGCAAGAGACACGCCAACGUAAGAAGGCAAGGCACAUUGGGUGAAGUUCUUUUCGAAUCAACCCAAAAGAAAAUAAAGAUAAGCAGAUAGUACCCACCUAAUCUUGAGAUCUUCACAUCAAUCUUCCUGAAAUCCUAUUUGAAAUAUUACCCGUUCUAAACGAAAGUGGCUCUCUAAACAACGCAAAGUUCUGACGCACGAGAAAUCGAUGGUGGUCGGAAGCCAGGUGGCUCGAGGCAACGAAGGGUAAGUCGCGAGUAUCAUUCGGCAAAUAGCAAGAUCCGGAAAAGUAUUUCACGUCUCAGCAGCAAUCCUCUCUAUUUGGCGGACGAUCCCCAUCGUUCUUCGUCUUUCUCGGAUUCUCAUUCGAGCUCCACCAUCGUUUCGCGUCUUUCCACGUCACGGGCAUAAAAGUAUAACGACUUGGGACGCGUUACGUCCGCGGUUUACAGGGGGAGGGUAUACGUAGUGCUCCCCCGAUAGCACGGGAUCGUCCGGUAUAAUAUCGUAAAACUUGGGAGAGUUCCACGUAAGAACGACGAGACUGACGACAUCGACGAUGUCCCGAAUUGCAGUCCGGUAGUUGGAAAAACUCGUCACCGCACUCGAAACAGAUAAAGUAAAUAUUUGUUUGAAAUAAUUGCGGAAAAAGAUGGAAAAAUUGCAACUUGAAGAAUAAGACAUUAAAUCGAGCUAAUUAAGAAAUUAGAUUAGUAAGAGAUAAUGAUAAAUCCUAUUCUUUUGUCUGACUCUUCGGUCUUUAUAUUCGAAGUGCGCGUAACGCGAUAGUGAUAAAAUGCAGUGCAGUGAACCAUAAAACUCUCUCUAAGAUAGCAGAUUUUCGAAGAGACACUUAGAACGUGCUCGAACGUGUUUGAAGAAAUUUAAUCGCAAAAUGGAUCGAGCGAUAUUUGAAUACUCGUGCAGUUUGUAAUGUCGAUAAGUUUAGCGGUGAAUUCCAUAUCUCGAAGUAGAUAUUGUGAUCGACGCGGACAGAGUCUAUUUCCGGACACCAUUGAUACUCCGAUAUUUCGUUCGAUGUCUGUUCGCAUACCGCUUGAAACUUGGACAGGCUAUAAGCAGCUGGGGAGUUCUAAGAUCUCUCUUCCGCAAGAGGAUCGAGCGAUUUCACGCGUGUAAUUUGUCUCAAGGACGCUGAAAUUCAGUGAGAAUCCCAGAGAUAUGGAUCACGUGCACGUGAAGUCGAGAUCGGCUUCGAAGAAUAACCCAACGAAAAUGGCCUGCGAGAAGGCGUCGAGACGUCUCAGGACGAUUCUCGUGAGGGCGUCCCGCCUCGGCGUCUCUACAACGGAAGUCGCCAGGUUACCGGCGGCUAAGAAGCUUAUUCCGCAAAGAGAUCACGGUUGGAAAUUGGCGGUGUUUCUUCUGCUUAUGUUCGGAGGUGGAGUUAUCGUCGCCUUGGUCUGCACCGCCAGGAAAGGAUGCUCGAAACUGGAGGAUAUCAGUCUGGCGACCUAGCCGUCGCGGCCCAUCACUCUCCGGGAACCGAUAGUGACAUUGAUGAC
This is a messenger RNA of Pogonomyrmex barbatus (red harvester ant), 1948 nucleotides long. RefSeq lists its product as uncharacterized. Lineage: Eukaryota; Metazoa; Arthropoda; Insecta; Hymenoptera; Formicidae. The record is from RefSeq and is a predicted model, not a curated record.